UUCCUUAAUGUUUCCUUAAUCUUUGAACGGUCCUCGUUGCCCGACUCGUCGCAAUUAAUAUCGCAGCCGUCCAAUCGGUAACCACGCGUAUCGCGUAGAAGGAAAAACUCUGCUCGUUGCAUUUUAUGCUUCCGAAAUACCGUAUUCUCCGUUCCGUCUAUCUGUUCUGUAUAUCGUUUCUUCUUGUACUCUUCAUUCUCAUCUCCUCUUAUUCGCUUCGGUUAGUUCUACACUGGUCCUCCGACCUCAUACUAUCCCUUCUUCCUUUCUUCUCCCUCUCUUUUCUCUCGAUAUAUAUAUUCUCGUGUAUUCCGACAUCCGUCUGUCCCCCCACGUAAACCGUACCGACCAACAUCUCGACUCUCCAGGUUCACCCUUUCUCCAUCUUUUCGUUCGAAAAGAACGAAGAGCACGUUCCCCCUCUUCCGACGCUUCUCUUUCUCAGUCCGAUGCACUCGUCUGAACGAAGGAUUUGAGCAGGCAGUUCGCGCUUAUCCAAGGUAGAAGACAGUAGAAGCGACAGGUGGUACGGAAAGACGAACGAACUGAAGGGCGGCGCGCGCUCUCACGAUAUACGAAAAGAAGAAGGAGAUACACGUACAUGUAAGAGAAUAAAGGGAGACAGGACCAGCAAGGGAAAAGGAACAAACUGAUCUCGUAUAAGAUAUUGUGAAAAUAGUCGUUCAUUCAGUUCUAUAUCGGGGUGAACCGAAUCGACAACGUCAAUACCGUUUGGUUCGUAAAAGAUCAUCUCACCGGCACACCGUUUCUUCUAACUAUUCUUAACAUUAUUGCUUUCCGUUCGUGCAGAUACCUCUUAUCCGCGAUAACACGGCGAUCGGACAAAUUCGGAGGGAAAAGGAACAAAAAGAGUGGAAACGCGCGUAGAACGCCUUUCUUUCCGUCAUUGCAAACAAAUUCGACUCUUCCAGUUGUAUUUUCGGGCAUGCCUAAUACCUCUUGGCGCUUAUUUGAUCCGUAACACCCUCGUUGCUGUAUAUUUACGCAUUCGCGAUUUUAUUUUAUCCGUUACUUUAUUCGCUUCACGAAAAAUCCUAUCCAGAGAAAUUUCUUCAGACUCGGCAGUCGAACGUGCUUAGUGCAUUUGCUGAGCGAUUUACAGCGCGACGGAAAACCGGUCGUCACGUUAAGGCGAUCGUCCGUAAGAGGGUAGCAAGGAAUCGAAGGGUCGUUAACCGAAAAGAAGACGAACUAGACUCUUGUUCCUCUCUUUCUUUUUGUCUUUCUUUCUUUCUUUCUUUCCUUCCUUCCUUCCUUCCUUCCGUCCUUCCUUCCUUCCGUCCUUCCUUCCUUCCUUCCUUCCUUCCUUCCUUCCUUCCUUCCUUCCUUCCUUCCUUCCUUCUUCCUUCCUUUCUUCCUUCCUCGCGUAUUCUUUAUUACUCUUUGUUUGUAUUACCUUGCUAUUCUUCGAUACGUUAGAAUGUUAGUUACACGCAAUCAUACGUUUUCCAAUAUUCUGGCUUUUAGAUUAUCGACAGGAAGAGAAGUAAGUAUGUCUUUAGAAUGGUAUCACGCGACAUUGGCGGCACUCAUGAUAUGGAUCUGCUGCCUAGAUUCAAGCGUAGCUGGACCGUUCCCAGAGCAUGUUAUGGUUUUACCGUCUAGAAAAUUUCUUAAAUCUAGCGCGGUUACAACGACGUCAAUCAUUGCAAAACGGAAUGAUGUGGAGACCAACGACGAUCGUUCGACUGGAAGCAACCAUAAAUUACCGGUUUCGAACAGUGUUAACAUGUAUCGUUUGCCGCCUUCUCCAGCCAAUUUGUUAAAGCCCGAUGGAUUUCAAUUUUACACUUACAACGAACGGGGUGACAUGAUCACAAAGCAAAUGACCCCGGAGGAAAUCCAGGCUUUGAUCGCCAGCGGCGGGCCGGAUCACUCGAGUACCGGGGUUCAGGAACCUCAGAAAGUUGAAGAUAUUCUUACAGGUGGAAAAAAGGUAAUGGAUGUUGUGGAAAAAGUGCAAAACGUACUCAAGAGCGCUAUGAACAAACCGUCGACGUUAACGGGAACGAUUCCGAAUUCGGUGCCAGAAAAAGCAAACGUUGAAUGGACUAACAUUUUACCUGUUAUUUUAGCCGGCGAAAAACACGGAGACACACCCGACGACACUCGCUACGUCGAACGAUUUACAGUAACGUCGACCGAUCGUACGUCGACCGCCCGAAUCGAUUUCUCUUCUGACACAUUCGAAUUAAACGCAACGGCGCUCCCGUCGACGGAACUACUCGACAACGGCACUACAACGUUCGCUGACCGAAACGAGGAACCGACUCAUUCUAGAAAGAACGGCACGCAACUGCUUUCAACGAUUGCUUCCGACACUGGAACGAGCAGCCCUUACACGGAGAAAAUCAUGAUUCCUGUAGCCGUUAUAACGGCCGAGCAGAAACCACAGAAUGUGGACAGUACGACUCAGAGUCUGGUUUUUCAAAAGAUCACUGAAAUUAUGCCAUCGGGAGACGCCACCAAAGAAAACUACAACGGUAAUAAUAAUCGUUUGACUUUGAACGUGUACGUCGAUCGCGACGGGGCUACCGAAACGUUCAACGCCACGACUACUGUCGCUUAUUCGCCAACGGUACAGAUAGAAGCGACCACUGUGUCUACAAACGGUCCGCAGCUGGAAGAAAAGUUGAAUACUGCGACAGGUCAGGUCUCUCCAAUAACGUCGAGUAAAAUUGAUACGUUGGGCGGCAACGAAUCCUACACAACAACGCCAGUCGCUUUGGAUCCCUCCGAGGCCUCUGAAACCUCUGCUACAAGUUCGGAUCCAGCCGUCAUUGGUUCUUUCCUCGAACGGGAACAAUCGUCGGGAAUCGAAUCCGAUUACGCUGCAACAAAAUCGAAUCAUUCGGACACUGUAUCGUCUCCCACGUCUUUACCCAUCGAGCUAAUCAACUCGUUGUCCAGUAUGAUGGAUCAAGUUUCCGAAGUUUCCGCGUCUUCCAUUCUAUCUUUGUCUUCCGAUUUCGAGAGGGAAUCUCCUGACGCUGUAGUCGAGGAAAAGAAAGAGAAUUCUGCGUCACGAACAAGUGCAGCAACGACAACAUCGACAACAACGACGACUAAAUUUUCGACGAUCGUAGGUGACGCGUUCGACGAACAGAUAGAAGAAUCUGUCAGCGCAACAACUGCCAAGUUACAAGUCGACCAAGAUCGAGUUACUUGGACCAUCCCGCCAGUUACUUGGUCGAAACUCUUCGCUUCGACGCAUCGAACGCCAACCGAAGCAACAUUGAAUUUCACCCGCACUUCGACAACGUUUCCCGAUGAGAACGUUACGACGAAUUUUACUUCGUUUUCGAGAACCGGUACAACUUUGACACCGACUGCCACCGACUCGAUACUCGCGUUCGCUUCCUCGGGCGAAACACAUGCCGCUGUGCCUGUCUCCGUUACUCUUCGACCGAACAACGGAACAACAACGGCGAAACCAUUGGUGGACUCGGCCAACGCGAAUUCGACGAGUUUCGGUACGUUGUUGAAAGAAUCGGACCCCGAGCAACACUCGAAUAUCGAGUCGUUGGCGCUUAUCGAAACUAUACUUGGAACGGUUUCAACCGAAGCGAACAUUCCUUCUACACGGCCACUGACUCUACCGAAUAUUCCGGCAGAGAAUCUUCCACCGAAAACAUUGGCCAGUGGACUGAUUGCAGGUUUCGGAUCGAUCGAUUCGAAUGGAACGGAGAAUAGGGAAACCACUUCUGACGCGGCCAACCUCGCACCGACAAACGUUACACCGACCAUCGAUUCGAAAGUUGCAUCGAAACUAGAGACGCAAACUGUGCCGUCCGUCACAGAAACGUCCAGCAAUACUACCGCCUGGUAUACCGAGGAGGGCGAUGCAACAAAUGAAAAUGAAACUCGGAGUAGCUUGGCUGCAAAUCAGAAUUCUUACGGUGAACUUACUCGACCGCCGAAUCUAGUCGGAGAAAGAGAGACGACGGACCGAACGAUAUCCUCCACUCGCGCGAACGUCGAAUACAUCAAAGCGGAAAAGGAAAACGAGACACCAUCGACCGAUUCGCCUGUAUUCGAUGUCGUUACGACGGCGAAUUUAGCCGCGAACAACAGCGAGAUAUCUUUCUCGGAAGAUGUUAAUUCUACAACAAUGGUAAUCGACAAGUUGUCCAGUGCUUCAUCGGACGGAAACAAUCCGAUGCAGGAGAUGGCAUGGCACGCCGACGGGACCACGGAAACAUCGAUAACAUCGAAAUUCGAAGGAACCCCUGUGGAAGCAUUUAAAAAAGACGACGUCACAAACUGGGACGGUCUCGGUCGAAACUCAUCGACGGAAUAUACUACACUCGCGAGUACACAUGGGAUGGCGAUAAUGUCGACAUUAUCGAGUAUGGGCACAGACGUCGGUGCUUCCUCUCUCGCGUCUACUGCUGUUGUUGGGACUUUAACGGCUACUACUAGCACUCCUAUCACUACUGCUGCUGCUGCUGCUGCUGUUACUGCUACUGCUAGUACAAUCAACGGAUCAAUGUCAUCGACGAACAAAGAGACAAAAGAUUUUUCGAAUACGGUACUCGAUACGAAUUCGAUCGCGACAGAAUCGAAUAAAGUCGUGGCAAGCGUAAAUGUGACUGAAACGACGAUAACAACAAACGAAUAUGAUCAAAGUGGUGCAAUAAUCGGAAUUGAAUCAAAAUCAAAAUCAAAUGUUACGCACAAUUUGUCAAUGAAUCGGACAAACGAACUUACAUUGAAAAAUUCAAAUUCGGAUAAGAGAAAUACAACCGACGAUGGAAAUUCCGAUGGUAAAUGGCAGCGGAUAACUUUGCACGAAAGCGUUACAACGUCGUCGACGAAAGCUGUCCCAGUGACUAAGGAGACGUCGAAGGUAUCCGAGUCCGCUGCGACUUCAACGACCACGUCGAUUCCAACGACGACAUCAUCGAUACGCCACGGAAAUUCAACGAAAGAGGAAACACCGUAUCAAACGACUCCAGUGAACGAAUCUGGAACCAUGGUCACGUUGAAUCCUUCGAAGAAUACGGGCGGAUUGGAUAGCAGUACGAAAAACGCGAGCAACGAUAUCGUCAACUUUUCGAGACUUUGCAACCAACUUGCAUUUCAAUUUUGGACCGCAGCGAACAAAGGAUUAAGUACCGGUCGCUCGCUCGCUCUGUCUCCGUUCGGAAUGAUCAGCUUACUGGCAAUGCUGUUCCUUGGCGCGCGAGGAUCGACGUCCGAUCAGAUGAACGGAGUCCUCGGUCUCGAUAAUGUGGCUACCUUUAAUCCACAUUUGAUCUUUCAAAAUGUCACGGACGCGGUGAGUUUGGCAAGACACCAGGGUAUCGCAAACGCGGCGUUCGUUCGCGAAUUAUUCGCGGAUAAAGUGAAGGUUCGGAAAUUGUUGCCGUUCUACAAGGAACAAGCGCAACAAUUUUACGAAGGAUUAGUAGCCGAAGUGAAUUUCGCCACCAUCAGCGACCUUGCGCGUCGUCGAACGAACCUGUUGAUCAGAAAACAAACCGGCGGCAGAAUAAGAGAUUUCGUAAAGAGUAACGCAGUUCCGUUAAGAUCUCCGCUCGCGGCGAUCUCCGCGAAUGUCUUUCAGACGGACUGCAACACCAGUUCGGCCAGUGCAACAGGACGGGACGGGGAACUGUAUUUCGCUACAUCGUCGGCCCACAGGUUGAGAAAGUUAAUUCCGGUACCCGCGACAGUUUGGCGAUCCAACGUACUCGCCGGUUACGAGCCGAGUUUGGAUGCCACCGCGAUCGGUCUCGGCGGAGUCGGCAAAUUGGUCUCAACGAUAUUUUUGUUGCCCGGUCAACAAGGUCACACUGCGCCGGGCGACACGCUGGACCGCCUGGAACAGAGACUCGUCAAGGGGGCUUUUCGAGACGACAGUUGGCAGAAACUUCUCAAAGUUCUCAUACCCAGACGGGGUCUGGAGUUGCAAGUACCCAAGUUCAGUCAUCGAUCGGUCGUAAACGCUACCGCUGCUUUGAAAAGAAUGGGUUUGGACCAGUUGUUUACCAACGAUGCCGACUUUAAAGGGAUCAAUGGAAUCGGCAAUCGUUUAUUUUUAUCCGACGUCUUACAGAUGAACUUGUUCAGCACGUGUGGCGAUGAAAACACUGCCAAUGGACGACAUCACGUGGAAAUUUAUCCGGCGAGUCCUUUAUCUCGGAAUUCCCCGAUUUACGAUGACGCGCAUCGGACGACGGAUGUCCAGGAACACCUAGUCUCCGAUUUUCGAGCGAGAAAUUCGGAAACGCAACCGGAAGAUAGACCUAGAUUGAAAUUGGAUCAACCGUUUCUUUAUUUCGUUCGACACAAUCCAACCGGCCUUAUUCUUCACAUGGGUCGUUUCAAUCCUAGGUUAAUUUAAGUACUCGGCAAUAUAAGAUUAUACAUUACUUAUACAUUCUCACUGUACACGUCGAGUUUCGAAUCGCAGCAGAAUAGAACGAUGCGUGUACGUGAUUACGUAUAAAGACAGUGACGCUUCUGCGAUAUUAUUUGAAGUUUAAUAUCAGCAGAAUCGAGAAAAAGGAUGGGAAGUUGUUGUAACGAAAGCGAAUUCGUUUUCACUGAAAAUUACGCGUUUCUCGAGAGUUUCGAACGAUUCUCGCGUGACAUUCGAAUAGAAAAUAUCUUUCAUAUCUGCGCCGAUCUAAUCAGAAGUAUAGUGUAAAUAAAAUGUUUGUUCAGUUCUUUGUUGGAAAUGGAGGCGAAUUUAUCUAUGGAUAAAGACUGUAAAUUAACAAUGUUUUCUAUUACUUUUGAAUAAUUAAGGACGUUAAUAUCGACAGAUGGGUUUUUAUCGAAACUAAUAAUCAACACUUAUAUGGGAUAGCGCUCUGGAUUUUCCAGAUAUGAAAAUUAGUUGUUCGACAAAUGAUAAUGUUCAUUUUUGGUAUUCCGAUCGCAUUGUUCUUUAAAAUUGCGAAUUCUCUUUUAUAUUCCGAUGGAUGUUUGUAAGA
Molecule: messenger RNA, 6965 nt
Organism: Nomia melanderi (Alkali bee)
Lineage: Eukaryota; Metazoa; Arthropoda; Insecta; Hymenoptera; Halictidae
Source: RefSeq, a predicted model, not a curated record